UGAAAUUUUCCGAAAAUCUGCAUUAAAACCAGCCAUUGUGCAUAUUAUUCCGCAAAUUCAAUUCACCAUUCAAGGAUCAUACAUAAUAAACGUUGUAUAAGGUAAAUACUGUGUUAUCAAUUUAACGAACAAAUUUCAACAAAAAUAUCUUGGAAGAAAAGAAGACAAAAUGGGAAGAGAUACAGAUAGAUUAAGGAUAGUUAGCAUGAAUGCUUCCGGUAGGAAAGGAAAACAGUAUCAAAACUAUCGAAAGUCUUACCUGGACGAAAUUAUAGGACACGAUGAGCCAGAUAUAUUAUUUUUGCCUGGAGACGAGCCAGACAUGUCUUCACCAGUCCUAACUGAUUAUCGUCAAGCACAAGUCGCUCAUAAUCACGAGACUGUACUUUUGUACGAUACGAAGAGGUUGAAAUUGAAAACCCCAAACUGGUACGAUCUGAUACCAUCCUUGGUAGUUCCUGGCAUACACACGGGCAAACUCAUGUAUCCCUUAGUUGAUAUCCUGGCUCCUAAACCGACUCAACAUGUUGUCAAGAAGUUCCACUGUAUAAGCUGGCAUUGGGAGCUCACGCAAACAACAACAGAUGAACUUUGUCAGUUUGCACGUCGUUACUUAUGGCUGGCGCAAUAUCUUGGAUGGACUUCUGAAGUAGAGAUCCUGAUAGGAGGCGACUUUAAUUUGCCCAUUAAAACUAUUCAAAAGCUUCUAGAUGAACAUAAUACACUCGUUCGAAAAGCAUUUGAAGAUGUCAAACCUUUUUUCAGGGACAUGGGAUACAUGGAUGAAAUGACGGAUAAUGUUAAUCGACCGGGACGACGGCUUCGACAACUCAAACUCCACAAGUGUAGAUCUAUUUCAGGCGUUAGCCAGGAAACCGAAUACUUUGUUGCCUCAAAGGAAAUGCAGCUAUGUAAUACGGAAAUGAUGACGACUUCCAUCCUGCCAGGCAGAUGCACAAAUCUAACUGUAACAAGACCAGCUGAACAUCAAUACUGUCCUGCACCAACGAGAACAGAAAUGUGUAUUCCUGCACGACCGCCAAGACACAACGGUGGUUAAAAUCAAAUCUAUAUAUAUGGUUUUUGGUUAUGUUUUGUAACCAAUCAAAAUUAGGUAUCAUGUCUACG
Molecule: messenger RNA, 1128 nt
Organism: Mytilus trossulus (common blue mussel)
Lineage: Eukaryota; Metazoa; Mollusca; Bivalvia; Mytilida; Mytilidae
Exons: 3
Coding region: 170-1060 (296 amino acids)
Source: RefSeq, a predicted model, not a curated record